AUGGGUAAUUGGUUCGGGAACCUUGACCUUGCCUACAAGUACACAGUCGUAUUCGUAUCGCUGUUGGUUCUGACAAUCCUUGCUGGAUUGAUCAAAGUGUUCUUCGAUCGUAGGAAGUUGAAAAAACUUGUGGCGAAACAGAACGAAGAUGCAGGCAUCAGAGAAGAAAGGGUGGAAUUGACAGGACGGGAGAAGGAUGAAGGUGAUUACUUUGGCAUCCGUGCUUUGGAAGCAGGCUUCUACGCUGGCGUGGCGCAAUCGCGCCCAACUUCAAGAGCAGGCUCGGUCGCUGGAAGCCCCUACAUGAGCACCAGCACCCUCGUUGGCGGUGCUGGGAACCCCAAGGACUCGAUGAACAGCAGUGUCACUACGCUCCCACUUGCCCACACUAAAGAGCGCAAUCAGAACAGCUUCCGCGACUCUGAUACUCUGCCAUCGCCUCAGUCUGAGUCCCCACCGCGAAUGAAGUCACCCCCGGCUAUCAGACUGGCACCCUCAACCGCUGAGCUGACUGGAAGGCAUCGCCUUAGCGAAGCGGUCGACAUGAACCUGAGCGUUCCUCCUUCCCCGACCGUCUCGCGAGGACCAUCGUCUCCUACAUUUGGUGGCUCAGAAAGUGGCGACAGUGACGGACAUCUCUCGCCGCGCUCGCAGCGGUCACCUACCUCCUCCAGCUUCACGAAGCUCGAGCAUUACUCGCCCAACCCGCCGCAGCUACCGAUGCCACAACCAGAGGGCUUCCGAGCAUCGUUUGUGUCGGUCCACGAGCAAUACCUGUCGCAAACGGGCUCUCUCCUUAUGGCUUCGCCUUCAGCUAGCGGGUCUACCUCACCAGCUCUUCCUUCUAUGCCCGGCAUCACGCUGAAUGAUGGUGACGCUGCUCCACCCUCUCCCGUUCGGCUGCUUCCAAAGACGUACCAACCGUCCCACCAACGUGACGACAGCGGUUCGAGCAGCAUUUACAGCGAAAAGCGGCACAGCACCAUCGAGAACGACUCCAAUCGCAAAUCCGGCAUUGCACCUUUCCCCAACAAGGAUGACAACCGCAAGACCCUCCUCCUUGCACCAGGCGCUGCUGGCGAAAAUCGGUACAGCGACAUUUAUGAUGCGUACUACCGCCAGUCUCUGCUCAACCCCGGCCAGAAUGCCAACAAUGCAUCACGACCUGACGAUGAACUCCACCUCGAGAGUAAGGCAGGUGCGGGUAUGGCAAUGUGA
Molecule: messenger RNA, 1218 nt
Organism: Didymosphaeria variabile
Lineage: Eukaryota; Fungi; Ascomycota; Dothideomycetes; Pleosporales; Didymosphaeriaceae
Exons: 4
Coding region: 1-1218 (405 amino acids)
Source: RefSeq, a predicted model, not a curated record